AUGAAAAUCCAGAAAAUUUUCAAAGAGCAAGGUGUGCAUCUUCUAAAACGUUAUCAAGUUGAAGAAACUCUCAGAUCCCUUAAAACCCUGGAACAACCGAUUUAUACAAUGUUCAUCUUACAAUUUAUAUUCGCCUCGAUUUCAUUUUUCUAUCAACGAUACGGAUCGAAUUUGGCACAAGAAGAUUAUUAUCUCGUGUUGGAAAGUUUUUUGCUCCAUCCGGAAUAUUGUGUGAUUUUUGUGAUAUUAUUCAUCAGAAAUAAUGAGAAAAUCAAUCGAGAAAGAAGGGCGCAGUUGACGAGAGGAAUUAAUGCAGAACAGGAAGAAUAUUUUAAUCAAUAUAGAAAUGCUUGGUGA
Messenger RNA from Caenorhabditis angaria, 357 nucleotides. Lineage: Eukaryota; Metazoa; Nematoda; Chromadorea; Rhabditida; Rhabditidae. The record is from the annotation of a GenBank genome assembly.